UUUGUGUUACAGGAAAAUGUAAAUAAAAGGUCGAUAAUGACAUAUAAAAUUAUUAAAGAGAGUCUCGUAAACUGCGGGAUCUGUACGAGAUGUAAAUAAUGGCGGACUUGUCAGAAAGUUUUCAUUGGUAACAGUUUGAUUAAUGAAUGAAACUAUUAGUAUGCAAUUAUUGACAUUCAUCUGAACGGAAUGUAUUAAGGCAUUGACAAUAUAUCAUGGUCAAGAAGAAACAAAAGACUCCUAAAAAGCAAAGACGACGAGUCAAUUCUAUUCAUGAUGAAGACCUACAAGUAGAAACAGGCUUGCCGCCUCAGGUUGAGGGUCAGUUGAGGUGUUUCUGUCGAGUCUCAGUCACCCAGAUCACGUGGGAUGUUCCAAAUACACCCCCUGAUACCUCUGUUGCCUUGAAAUGGUGGGGAGAGCCAGGCAGUGGGAUUCUAUUCAGACCUGUAGACCACAGAAAGAAAAACCCAGGCCCUGCUAAAACCACAGCACGGUUCCCUGUACGGUCGGGUCCUAAGCAGUUUACCGCUUACUUGGCUGAUAUGGCAAGCCUUGUACUGGAAGUUCUUGGUGGGCCCAUGCAUGUCCCAGUAGGAACAGUGGAAGUACCAAACAUCGACCAGCUCUCUCCACAUAAUCCCAUUAAUGGGCUGUACCCUAUAAUAUCGCCUACAGAGGAGCGCAUCGGGGAAUUACAUGUGGCAAUGGUCAUUGAAUCACUAAUGGCAUCCUAUGACAGUACAGGCUCCAUUCCGACCACAGAUAUAAGCAUGGAGACACAUGUGACCCAGGAGUCCACGGUGCCCAAACAGUCGCGGCCCGUACCUCACGCUGAUCAGCCCAGGAAGCCUGUGGACGACCCCUUCAUAUCACCCGCUUCACAUCAGAAUACUGAAUCACGUGUGACAAAUGGUUACACGGAGGAUCUUCGCCAGCAUCUGAGAUAUGAAUCUGACCCAGUGGAGCGUGAAUACCGAUCCAUAAAUGAUGGAGGUUCCGUCGCUAUAACAACCAAUGGUGACAUCAUACGCACCAACUACAGCAAUAACCUGCAGGCAAAUAAAGAAAAUAUUCCCAAGGCCCAGGGUGUUUCUAAGCCAGCCAACAGUGACCUCCUGUCAGUGCUCUUAGACCGCGGAAACAAGCUGCGGGAACAGAUGAUAGUCUCCUCGCUACAAAACAAAUCCAAGGGAGCUAAUCCAGACCCGACAGUGUCACAUGAUGUACCAGCCGGAGUACCACAGCAUAAACCAGCAAAUGUGUCUAGAAGAAGUAUGGAUGGUAGUUUUCUUCAAGACAUCCUUCGUGCAGAUAGACUCUAUGGGGCUGAUGAAAGCAACAUGGAAGAUGCAGCAGUGGAUUUAGUCUUUGGCGGACAUCUUAUAGAUGAUAUACGGCUUUUAAAGAACCAUCAUGGCAGCCCAACGCAGAGUAUCUCUGGAGAUGACGAUAUAAUCAGCGACACUGAAGACCCGAUACACAGCGAGUCUAUCCUCCAGGAGCUUUUCUACAAGAAUCCAGACUCGGACGACAAUCUCUCGGACAUCAGUAGUCACGAAACUCAUGUAAAGAAGCAUAGGGACCUUGAGAAUGAAUCCAAUAUGAGACCCCCAUCUCGAUCCUCAUCCGUCUCAAGCCUUAAUCUUGCCUUCCCUCCGGAACCAGAGCCAAAGAAGGUGCGAACCCCAAAACGCAAGUCGAGGGGAAAAAUACGGCGGAAAGGCAGCAAGCGGAGGAAGGGGUCCAAGUCUAGAUCAGGGGCUAGUGCCAGCGAGUGUAGUGAUAGUGACGUGCGCAGUACGGCCAGUACUCCGAGGUCAGAGUCUUCUAGGGUUUCAUUCGACAUGGGGCCAUCAGACAUUGACGAGCCCCCUACAAAAGACAUUCCAUCCAAACACAAACAGUACCACACUGUAGACGGCCUGAGUGUUGAAAGGCUCACACUGCUUGGCCGUGUACACGUUGCCAGGGUAACCAUCGACUCGCUGGAGCUCACCAACCAAGAGAACUCGUUUUCGAAACCCAAGCUGAAGUCCAAGUUUGGUGUGCGACCUCCGAAACCCUCUCCAAAGGGAAAGAAGUCAUGUACAUUUUUCAUUGAAUACCAGUUCCCAGUGGUUGCGACCUCACGAGACAAAUACUCACCCAAUGCCAUGGCUACAGAGGUCAUGAGGGUCGUAUCGAGAAACGUUAAAAAUGAAGUGGUGACGUUCAACCAUAGAUCUGUGUUUCCAGUUAUGUUUGAUGGCACUGCAGUGGAGAAAUGGUGGAAAUCAGCUCUUGUUUUCAAAGUCUAUUCACGCAAAGCAGGGCAAAAAGUGCCUGCAUUGAUAGGCAGCUGUGGAAUUCCACUAAAGUCAAUUCUGAAAUCUGAGAGCCUGCAUGUUUCCAAGGAUAUGGAAGUUAGAAGUUCUGAGAAAUCCACUGACAACUCUAUGAACACAUCAAAACUUGCUUCUGACUCUACUCUUGGUGCUUUAAAGGUGGUCAUUGAGCUUGCCUCUGACAGUAAGGAGUUUCCCACGCAGCUCGCGCGCACAAAGCUAGCAGAACUCACGGGGAAGGCCAAGAUCGUCCCCAUCGCUCAAGCCCCACCCCCAGUCUCAGCCCCAACUGCUCCUAAACCACCGCCCGCGCCCAUGUAUCAACAACAAUCUAGCUCUGGGGAACCAGGGCGCAGUGCCCCCAGGGGAAUUGAAGGGAGAAGUAUCUCUCGCUCCCCUGCUCGCCAUUCCAAAUCACCCACGAGACAGCGAUCCGAGCCUAGGAAGCUAUCUGCCCCGCCCCCAGUGGCCGUGCAAAACUAUGAUGUGGAACAUGUGGUUACACAUUACCAUAAUCCCAUAUUGGAGCAACAGCAAGGGGAGGUGAUGACACUGCAUGCCCUGCUGUUGAUACCAGAUGGGAAGAACAUCACAAUGCAGGGGGUGCCAUCUCUGGCUGCAGCCAAGAGGCACCCGGUCUUCUCGCAGCCCUCCGCCCACACUGCACCUGGUGUUAGAGCCCGAGACAUGAGUGUGAGGAACUGUUACCUUGUGUGUCGAAUGUUCUGGUGCGAUGAAGCCGUUCAUAGCUCCGUCUGCUGGGGCACUGGCGAGCCUCAGUUUAGAUUUCAGCAGAUUGCGCCUGUGCUGAUGUCACAGUCACUACUGGAGCGCUUGAAGAACAACUUCAUGAUCAUCGAGGUCUGGGACAAGAAAACAUCGGCAGAUAAUGAUAAGCUGGUGGGCAUUGUAAAACUAAGUCUUCACCAGUUCUACAUGUCAUUUCGUGACAAGAGGAUUUCUUCUGCACUGCUGAAGUCCCAGUACCCUGUGAUAGCUGUGGAGAACUACCUGCCUGUGGUGGACGUAUUCAGUGGCUCCCAGUAUGGUCAGAUCAACGUCCUGCUGGCCAUGGGAUCCGCUGAACAGGUUGCCCAUCUUGUUCGAAUGAAGACAGAGGGAGUGCCAGGCACAUCAAUACCAGAAAGACCGCAGCAUUUUCUUGAAAGACAAGAUUUGCUACACCAAGGAGAAACAGUGCCUGCACAGAUAGGAACAGAAGCUGUCGUGGAGCACAUAUUUGAGAUAGUGAUUGAAGGUGUGCGGGGCCUGACGAUGGAGGACAUGAUCUGGGGAGAGGCGGACUGUUUUGUGCAGUAUCAUUUCCCUGCCCAGCAGCAGACAGCGCCCCCUGGGGCCCCGGUUAUCAGGCAUGCUGUCCCUACAAUGAAAGCAUUCCGGACUGCCACAACACUGUGUAUAGCCGACCCUACAUUCCACGACGUUACUCGACAUAGGAUUCUGUUGCCACAAGGAACCCCCGUGCAGAGAGAACUACUCACAGCAUGUGGGAACUCAGGCAGUGGGGGCGGUGGUCUGCCCUUUGAGCUGUGGUGCCGAUACUACCAUCCUAAUGUGAGGGACCAGUGUAUGGCUAAGGCCAAUUUGCCGCUGGCCAAGCUGUGUGCCAUGGUGACAAUGCAGAAGAGAGGCGAGCCCUCCGUACAGACGUUCUCCUUCCCCCUGCAACACGUGGGUGGUGGUGGUAGCCCUGGUAACGAGAGGCAGAAUGCAGGCCUCAUUGAUGUCACCAUUCACUACAAGAAUCAGGCUGUUCAGUCUGAGACAGGGGUGGCAGCUGCUAAUAAGAACCUGUCAGGUGCCCAGGUGUGUGUCUCGGUUGGAGUGCUCAGAGCAUGCGGUCUCAAGGCAGCUGCUGAGAUUGCUGCCUCUCACGACCAGGGCAUGCAAUACCCGGCUGAAGUGGGUGUUAACACUUAUAUCAGGGUCAAGCUGACCUUCCUGGGGUCGGAAGGGGAGAGAAUCACGCGAACUGUGGCCCGGUCGUUCGCCCCGGAGUUCUCUCACUUCAUGGACUUCCCUUGCCCUCUGUUGUGGACAGAGGCAAACUCGGAUGCGAUGUGCUUGGCAGAGCUGCUGGAGACGGCGGAGGCUUCGUUUGAGGUGUGGCACCAGGUGCCCGGAAUGUCCCCUGAGCUGGAUCGGGAAUUAAAUGCUCUAAUGGCAGAAGGCACUGUUAAAGGAAGAAACCUAGUGGAGAAAACAGGGGACGUUUUACUGGGCACUACUACCCUGCCACUGGUUAUGCUGCUCUCAAACAGGACUGGAAUAAAUGGCUGGUUCCCAAUCAAGAUUCCUGUAUCAGCAUGGAACCAGUCAGACAAUGAUAGGGAACCAGACGAAGUUAGACCGGGCACCAGCGGGCUGUCAAGAGUGGGUGGGGGACUGGAGAUAUCAGUGAAGUUUGCCCACCACGAGGACAGGGAACGUGUGAUACACGCAGCUCGGGGUGUGGGAUGGUCGCCAGUGGAUCUUGAUGUAGAACAGGAUGAUUGGGAGAGCGAAGAUGAGGAUAGCAACCGGUAUCACCAUGUGAGCAUCACCAUCGACCAAGUGAGCUUCCCUCUACAGAAUGCACUGAUUGCAGGCCAGAACACACUUGACAAGACAGCACAGUGUUACGUGCGGUACAAGUUCUAUGACAAAGCUGCAGUGAUGUCCAAGUUCUGUCCAGUGUCGGUCACUAGCGAUGGCUACAUCACCGCUCAGCCCAAGAACAGACACGAUCUGCAGAUACCUGACAGCUCCAUGUUCAGAUGGUACCUGAGAGAGGAGCGCCUAGAGGUACAGCUCUGGGUGACCUACGGGGCCCGCCAAGGGGACACUGAGAGGCCCCGACACAGGGACAAGCUCAUUGGCACUGCCUAUGUUGCCAUGGAGACACUGGGGGACCAGCGCAGGAAACAGCACAGGGUCAGCGGGAUGUUUCCAUUGUUCAAGCCUGGUGCUUGCAGCCUAGGUGGGGGCUACAUUCGAGCGCACAUCACCACUAAGCCACAGUUUGGAAGGAAACAACAGUCAGAGGGCCAGGAAGGGCUCAUAACCCUGGAUGGAGAGGAUAUUGAUGUGGACUACGAUCCAGACGACAGCUUCCACCAGAUUGUCAGCAGAAAACCAUCUCGACCCAGCUCUCCUGCUAAGGAAGUCAAAAAAGGUGCGGAGGUAACAACUAUGGAGGAGAGUGAGGAAAAGGAGACAACUCCAACAUUUACUGCUGUCGUUCAAGUUGAGAGAGCUCUUCAUCUGCCGCAUAUGCAUGAUAAACUAAAGGGAGAGGACUACCUCCCCAACACAUACGUGUCCUACCCGACUGCUGAGAGCGCUAUCCAGUCAUAUACGAGCAUUUUCCACGGGGCAGACAACCCAGUGUGGGACCACGAACACGAGACUUGCCUCUCCACAGAGAUGUUGACCCAGGAGAACAAGCACCUUGUGUUUAAAGUGUGGCACAAACCUGACGGGGCACCAAAAAGUCCUGACAAACUGACAGAUCGAGUGCUGGGUUUUGUGUCGGUGGAUCUGACACCCCUCGCCAGCGGUCUGCAGCAGAUAUCAGGCUGGUACAACAUCAUGGACUUUAAUGGGCAAAUCAAGGGACAAAUUAAGAUCAACAUCUUACCUCAAGAAACUGUGAUACCCAGUAGCCAGUGUGCUACCACAUCGGGGACCAAUAUGGAAUCAGUCAGCUCAGGUUUCCUGUCCCUUCCAGCCUGGAGUGCCCAGUCUGUGCCGUAUGCCGCCCAUGGACCCCUGUCCCUACCUGUAUUUGACCUGCCGCACUUUGACCAACACUACCAGCAGGUGAGGCAACACCAUGAGAUGCUGCAGCAGCAACUUCAGGAGCACAUUCAGCAGUUCCUACGGCAACAGGAGGAGUGUCAAGGUCAAGGUCAUGCUUCAGGGUCAAGGUCAAAUGAGAUCCCUGGUUCUAGGACUGUAUCAAUGGUGGCCCCAGGGAAACCGGACGUUCCAACAUCAGUUCCGGAUCCUUCUGAUUUCCGCCGGGAGCCAUCUAUGUAUCAGAGGGAGCCUUCUAUUCACUGGAGACCUAGUAUUCCUGAAAUGAGGCAGGAUGAUUCAUCUUCCAGAUCUUAUCUUUUCUCGUCUCUAAGGAAGCAAAUGCAAGACCUAGAUGAUAUAACCUACAAGCUGAAAACAAAACUGACAUGCCAGACGACAGACAGCAACCCACAGGCUAGUGGUCCCACCCGCUCCUCCGAGUUUGACUUCCCCACAACGACUCAAUCAAUCCAGUACCCACUUACCUCGACCCAAUCUGACUUCGGGUCGUUUGAUCUUCCAAGAAGCCAGCGGGAAACCCCUCGUGACGAACUCACCACCACCCUUGGGUCACAUGGUGAAGAAUCUUCCAGAACUCAGGGGGAUUCUGGUCAAAGAUCGGUUGAAUAUUCAGGGGAAAAGUUUCAUGACGAUUCUGCUCCAAUUUCACAGAGAAGUGCUAGGUCUAGCGAGCGUUUGGAUACACUGAGGUCAGGUGUAACCCCAAGGGACUUCCUGGAUAGUGGCAUUCCAAAUACGAACAAUAACUCAAAUACGGAAGAACCAGAACAAAAUAUGUGGUUAACCAUUUCUCCAAGAGAUUCGAAUGAAAAGGAUGAGUAUUCAGAAUCAGGAGGUUUUAAUUAUCGCCGAUCGCCAAGAGACGCAAUUCGUACGCCAAGGGAGUCUGUUCAAAUGCCUCGGGAACCUGUGACUACUCCAAGAGAUUUUGAUCAAGUGUUAACUCAGGACAUGGCACAGAACAUUCAACAUCAUAUUGACAAUGCUAGAAAACUUUUGCCGGAUGUUCAGGAUCAGAAACAGAUGAGCGUUAUUCAGGAGUAUUCGGAAAAUGACAGGAGUGAGAGUGAAUCUGAGGACGAAGCUGACAACAAGUACUAUCAUCGCUACAGAGAUUUGCUGGAUACUAAACAGAAUGAUUCAGACAAGGAGGAUGAAAAUGACGAUGAAGAUGAGGAGGUUGAGGAUGAGUAUGACGAGGGGGAUGUUGUAGUUCCCCGCAGGAUAAAUGACGUAUCGGGAAAGUUUUCACCGACAGGAGAGAUAGUCAUGUUAAGCGAGGACUUGGAAAUGUCCAUGCCAUUUAGGUCAGCGAAAAAUGCCCCGAGCAAGACCAGUAGUUCGCAGAAAAAACUGCAUCAUAAUGAUCCUGCAUCAUUACAGAAUAACCAGGUAGAAUCUCCCCGAGAUGAAAUACAAGAGGUUGAAUCAGACUCUGAACCUGAACCUAGGGCGAAUGAUUCAGUGCAUAUGACGGAUCAGGAACAAGUUGUGUUUGACGAGAGAGACAGCUGGUUAUCGGAUUCCGACAAAGAGGGGGAGAGCGUUGUAGGAUAUGGACAUCAUUUACGGAAUCAUGCUGGUCUAGCUAAGCAAAAGCAGCAGAGGCAGGAUUCCGAUACUGGUUAUAGUUCCCGUGAUAAUGUCUCUGAGAGUUAUCUUACUCCAAGUGCUCCUGGUACAAACUCUGAGACUGACAUGUCAAGACUUCAUGAACACGAACAUUGGUCAGAUCAUAGAGAUAGCGCAGAAGAGCAUGCGUUUAUCGACAGACGUAAGAAUAGGCUUCUUGCGAACGUCGAGCUUGAAUCGACUGGCGGAAGUUUUGGAAUAAGGACCCAGUCUGGACCAACAAGAAUUUCUUCGGCAGGGAGUAGAAAGUGUAGAAUUUCUUCUGAGCCUUCUGUAACUGAAUCUUUUGAUGAAAAAGAGGAGCAAGAUAAUGUGAAGCACAAAAUGGAGCCUAUAAAUUCUGAACACGAUAUCAACGAACCUCUAUCAGCUAGGACAAGAGAACUUGACGACUUCUUUAAAGCAGACGCAAAUCAAAAAAUGAAUGGUGAAAUCCAUAGAUCAAGGUCAGGGAGUGAAAGUUCUCGGGAUUAUUUUGUCGAGGAUGAAGAUAACAGCAAUUACCAAAGUGAUAAUGAACGGCCACGUGUCAAUCGCCAUGCUCAAAACCUUGCGAAGUCCAGUCAAAGUAAGGGGGGUAACUCUGGUGACAACUUUACGAAGGGUGUUGGUGGUUCAAAACCUAUGCCAAACUUUUUCAUGCCUGCUCACCAUUUGGAGGAAUCAAUGCAGACGUUGAAGAACUUCACAAAUAAGGACCCGUCCCAGGAGAGUGCCAAGGCUGCCGCCACCUCAGAGAUGCUGGCCAGACUCACAGCCAAGGAGAAAUUUUCCCAGUCCAACACCAAGGGAAGGCUCCCCACUGCUGAUGAGACGAAACGUAUCGCAAAAAUAUUUGGAGCGAAAUUCUCAUGAUGCAUUUAUAUUUUAGUUUAGAAUAAAGUUUUGGGUUAAAUCUUUAUAAUUUGAGUAAUGAUUGUGAAGGUUUACCUGGAAGGUAUCAAAAUGAUUUUUAAAGAAAUAAAACAAUUACCAGAAAUUUUAUUUAAAAAUUAACAUGUGAUUUAUUUGAAGUAUUUGUAGUAGCAGAUGGCGUACUAUCCAGUUCAAAAUAGUACAAAAUAAAGCUGAUUCAUGGUUAUCUCGGGAUGCUUCUUUUUGGAAUUAAAUACAUAUAACUGAAUGUUAUAAGGAUGAAUUAAGAUAUGAAAAACCUUGUUGUUUUUUUGUUCUAAUUAUAUUGUCUUUAUGCUUGGUAGUACUUUUUAUAAUUGAUUACCAGUAUAUUUAAUUAAAGGGGCCAUUUCACAGAUUUUGGCAUUUUUUUAACUUAUUCAUUAAAUGCUUUUUAUCGAUAAAUGUAAACAUUGGAUCGUAAAAGCUCCAGUAAAAAAUCAAGAAUAAAAUUAAAAAAAGGAAAAGAACAUUGCCCGGACCAGGUUUCGAACCAGUGACACCUGGAGUCCUGCCAGAGUCCUGAAGUAAAAACGCUUUAGCCUACUGAGCUAUUCCGCCGAGUACGCAUACUGAACGUAUUUUAUACGUUAUAUAAGCAAUCUUCGUAGUUUCACAAAAUUUAAUGACAAAAACAGAACUCUCCAAAUUAUUCAAUCGUUUCGCGUUGCAACGCUUUAUAAUUUUUAGGUUUUAAAAUCGUCAAAAGAUGCAUAUAAUGGCUCUAUUAGACCAUGGUAAAUGUUCAGUAUUACUGUUUCCUCACAAAUAUCAUAACUAAAACGAAAAUUUGCGAAUCUUAAACAACUUUUUUCAAUUUUGUCAAUUUACCAAAGCGUGAAAAGAUCCCUUUAACAGUUUGCUAACAUUCCAUAUUUGACAAUGUUUGUAGAUACAAUGUAGAUACAAAUUAGUGCCAAAUUGUUUGCUGAAGCUUGUUAGAGACGCUGUUGUUAUGGCUUUACAUGUAUACUAAUGUCCCAGAAAUAUGACUUAAAUUAGUUGCAUAUAACCCUAUUUAUUGAAUGUUGGGUCAGUUCUUUUGUUAAUUCAUGGUUGACUUAUUGUAAAUAAACCUGAUGUUUAUUCAUGGUUUACUUAAUGUAAAUAAACCUGAUAUUAAUUCUUGCUCAGCCUUGUAGGCGUCUAAAAAUGAUGAGUUUUAAUGUUUUGUUUGCUUUGUCCAUUUUUAACCAGGUUUUCCAAAGGAAAAAACUGGUUAUUAGAUUGGCGAAUGCGGGCGGGCUGGCGGGCUGGCGGGCGGGCGGAACAAGCUUGUCCGGGCCAUAACUAUGUCGUUCAUUGUCAGAUUUUAAAAUCAUUUGGCACAUUUGUUCACCAUCAUUGGACGGUGUGUCGCGCGAAAUAAUUACGUCGAUAUCUCCAAGGUCAAGGUCACACUUUGAGUUCAAAGGUCAAAAAUGGCCAUAAAAGAGCUUGUCCUGGCAAUAACUGUCAUUCAUUGUGAGAUUUUAAAAUCAUUUGGCACAUUUGUUCACCAUCAUGGGACGGUGUGUCGCACGAAAGAAUCACGUCAAUAUCUCCAAUGUCAAGGUCGCCACGACUAAAAAUAGAUUUAAAAAAAAAAAAAAACUUACAAAGGGGGUUAAUUUUGUUUGUUCAUUUCAAAAGUUCAGUUUGAGUUUUCUCCCUUUAUCAGAUUUUUUUUUCACAAUGAAAACCUGGUUUUGUGACAAUUUUGUCCCUUGUUAAGUUAAAAAAUGCUGUAUCCAUUUUGAUAUUAGUUUUGUUUUGAACUAAACUGCUAUGCAAGCUAUUUCCAUAACGGUCUGUUCAAAUAUCUUAUAAAUGUUUUGAACAAACUUGUAGGGCAUGGAAUAGGAUCUGUCGGAAACUGGGAUUCGAGUUUAUCAUUGAGAAAAUUGCAGCUAGAAAUAGUGCUAUAGCAUUUUGUUAAUUUGAUUAAAUAUGUUUCUGUAUAUGUAUGAAUGAAACUUGACUAAUUUCUGACUUAUUGCAAUUGCAUCACCGAAGACUUUUUAAAAUAUAUAAUUUUUUAUCAAGGUAGAAUAAUCUUUUGAAGAGGCCCUUUCAAUUGAGCAAAGUUGACAAGUUCAUUUUAUUAAUUCAUGUUUAAAUAAGUGUAUUAAGAAGGUCACUCAUUGAUUCAUACUAUGUACUUGUUAUCUUAUAAAGAAGGCUCAAUACACAAUUUUUAUUGGACAUCUUAUCUAUUCAAGGGGCCGUCCAACAGAUUGGUAAAUUGACAAAACUAAAAAAAAGUUGUUUCAGAUUCACAAAUUUUCGUUUUUGUUAAGAUAUUUUUGAGGAAAUAGUAAUACUAAACAUUUACCAUGCUCUUAAAUAUCCAUUAUAUGCUUCUUUUGACGAUUUGAAAACCUGAAAAUAUAAAGCCUCGUUUGACACAAAACGAUUGAAUAAUUUGGAAAGUUCUGUUGUUGAAGUUAUAUUUUGGGAAACUACGAGGAUUGCUUAUAUAGGUAAAAAAUACAUCCGCACUAUGCAUGAGCAUGGAUGGUCGAGUGGUCUAGGCGGGAGACUUUGCUCCAGGACUCAAGGGGUCAGUGGUUUGAGCUCUGUUGAGUGUUACUUUUUUCCUUUUUUAAAAUUGUAUUCUUGUUUUUUACUAAAGAUUUUUAGGUCAAAUGUUUAAAUUUAUCAAUAUAAAGCAUUUAAUGACAUGCUUCAAUACAUGCCAAAAUCUGUUGGACGGCCCCUUUAAGCAAACACUUUCAUUCUCUUAUUGGAAUUUAUGUAUUGGGUCAAUCUGUUGUUGUUGUGUUGUUUUUUCAACAAACUUUGUGUAGUAAUUGUAUUAUCAUCAUUUCAUCCUAUCACAAGCUUGUUUAUGUCAACAUGUUCAGAGCCAAUUUCACUGUGUUUGUCUUAUACCUUUGCCAGAAAAUUGUUGCAGCUCAUGAUAAGUGUGUUAUGUGUGUUUUGCAAACCACUUGGUCUGUACUCAUUCAGGAUAUAUAGUGGAAAAAAAAGAUUGAAACAAGAAAGUGGUUGGCACACUGUAUUUUGUUCUAGUCAUUGGUGUCUCUAUUUUGUUUAAUAUUGUUAGCUCAGCUGUUUUUCGGAGAAAACCCGAGGUAUUGUCAUAGCCAGCUCGUUGUGUUGUGUCGUGUCGUCCGCGUGGUGCUAAAACCUUAACAUUUUGUUGACCUUUUGAACAUUGGUUCUAAAAUGAAAGUGCCUCCACCUACAACAUUGAAACUUCAUAUGUAGCUGCACCUUGAUAACUUCUACACACCACACUUAUUUUUGGGUCACUAGGCCAAAGGUCAAGGUCACUGUAACCUCUAAAAAAAAAUAUUCUGACAAGCUUUCAUUUAUUCAAAACUGCACCCGCAGCCAAGCGUUGGCACCCGUUAUGUGGUGCUUUUGUCCUGUUUUAUAACUCAGAAUGUCUCCAUGAACUUCUUAUAGACCUUUUACCAGGUGAACUGAAGUGCUUCAUUUCUAAAUGAAAUUGCUAAACGUGUACAUAGAAAAAGAUCUGAAUUCACACCACUGAAAAAAAGUAAUUCUCUUUUUUUAAAUGCUUUACUGGAUAUCCGAUUUUAUUUAAUACAUCUGUAUGCUGUUAAAUAUGUUCCCUUCUUACGUUUUUUUUUGAGGAUCCUUAACGAAAUCUCUGUACACAUUGUAUUGAAAAGAAUGUGUCACAUUUUCUUAAAAGCGAAAGAUCUGGAGUAAUUGAAUCUGUAUUUCAUCCGCAUUGAACCUGUUUCAUUCAUACACAUUAGCUUGUAAUCUCAGGAUUAUAUUAGUAGCUGUGUCAAUUAUAUAUCCAUCUGAUUUCCCCACAGCUUACAUAAAGUUAAAUGUAAAUGUUGCAAUAGAAGGCAUAUGUUGUAUUGUUUCGCCAUUGUACUUGCAUUUAGUUGAGUAUUUUUUGGUGUACAAUAUCCUGUAAUUUUGAAUGUGAUAUUUACAAUAAAACACACAACCUUCCAUUUAGCUAAAGGAGUUUAAGUUGCUCAUUGGUUUUCAUUAAUAUUAGAUUUUUAUGCCCCCCGAAGGAGGGCAUAUAGUGAUCGCACUGUCCGCCUGUCUUUUCGUAACACUUUGCGUUUAGGUAUCGAAAAAUGCUCAUAACUUCUAUGUCACUUCAUAUGUAACAUUCAUAUUUGGUAUGCAUGUGUAUAUGGACAAGACCUUUCCAUAUGCACACAAAUUUUGAUCCCUUUGACCUUGACCUUAAACUUAGGGUCCGCGUUUAGGUUUCGAAAAGUGUUUAGGUUUCGAAAAAUGCUCAUAACUUCUAUCAAAGCGUUUAUUGGGGCAUAUGUCAUCUUACGGAGAUAGCUCUGGUUGUAUUUAUUUAAUUGUUAUCCAUGACAUUAGUUUUCUCAUCAUCACAUGCUAGAUUGGUGACCUGUUUCGUUGUUGACAUUUAUUACUUGCUCUGUACAACUUAUACUUUGAAUGUUUAAAGCAGUUUGAAAUAGUGAACUUACUUCAUGUUACACGCAUAUUACAUUAAGUAUUGUUCUUAUUUUUGACAUUUUGUUAUUUAUAAUCAGUUUGGGUAUUUAUAAGUUUAUGACAACAUUUUUAAGUAUAUUCUAUAGUUCUAGGGUAGCUACCGGUAUAUAAUCCGUCCAGUAAUGAAUUGUAGGAUUUACUAGAAAAGUAGAAACACACAUGAUGAAUGCAACAUUAAAAGCAUGAAAUUCAUGUGUAUUUUAGCAGUUAUUAUAAUAUCUUCAUUACAUGAAGAUUUUUUCUUUGGAGAGUAAUAAUUUACACUAAAAAAAAAGCCCCAUAUCCUCAAACAAUAAUUCCAUGCAUUUUAAAUUGACCUCAGUUUGAAAAACAUGAUAUUGUUUUACUGUAAUCAAUUUUGUUUAAAAGAAAUGCACUCAAUAAUGUUUAUGUUUGAUUUAGCACUUGAUGCAACGAAAUAUAAAUACUGAAAUCUCGCUUGGUACAAAAGGUCGUGUACAAUUUGAGCCAAUUUUGUUGUAAGUCUUUUUGUCUGUAAAUUCAGGUACCUAUAGGUCCUUGGUAAAUUGUACAUAAACCAUGUGAAUAGAUCUGUAGUAUACAAACUUAUUUAUACCAUACUGUACAAUAAUAUUUAUACUUGACAAAUAAAAGAUAUUUUCAUA
Messenger RNA from Dreissena polymorpha, 13777 nucleotides. RefSeq names its product C2 domain-containing protein 3-like. The coding region runs from base 216 to 8636 and encodes 2806 amino acids. The transcript has 40 exons. NCBI's taxonomy places the organism in Eukaryota, Metazoa, Mollusca, Bivalvia, Myida, Dreissenidae. The record is from RefSeq and is a predicted model, not a curated record. Gene Ontology annotation, cellular component: centriolar satellite; centriole. Gene Ontology annotation, biological process: cilium assembly; centriole elongation.